Canis lupus familiaris (dog) is the source of this 6009-nucleotide messenger RNA. RefSeq names its product ST6 beta-galactoside alpha-2,6-sialyltransferase 2 (gene ST6GAL2). The transcript is spliced from 6 exons. Gene Ontology annotation, biological process: carbohydrate metabolic process. Lineage: Eukaryota; Metazoa; Chordata; Mammalia; Carnivora; Canidae. The record is from RefSeq and is a predicted model, not a curated record. Gene Ontology annotation, molecular function: sialyltransferase activity. Bases 174 to 1748 code for a protein of 524 amino acids.
CUCGGGGCGAGGAGCCGGCGGCCGCGCGGGAGGAACAAAGGGACCGGCGGGCCGGGGAGGAUGCGGCGCUGCCCUGCGCCCCACCCGGCCGGCGGGCGGGCGCUGCCUCCUGCGCAGGUUCGUUGGGCCUCCCCCAGCUGUAAGGCCCCACGUGCUGGCCCCAGAGCCCUGCCAUGAAACCACACUUGAAGCAAUGGAGACAACGAAUGCUUUGCGGGAUAUUCGCGUGGGGGCUCCUCUUCGUGGUGAUCUUCAUUUACUUCACCGACAGCACCCCCGCUGAGCCCGCGCCCAGCGCCUUCUCCUUCCUGGAGACCAGGAGGCUCCUGCCGGUGCAGGGGAAGCACAGGGCCAUCAUGGGCGCCCUGCAGGAGCCCGCCUGGCCCGGGAGCCUGGGCGCCCACCAGGGGCCGCUGGAAGGCCGCCCGGCCGCCCUGCCUCGGUGGGCCCAGGCGCAGGGCGGCUUGGAAAAUGACGAGGAGUUCUUCUCCUCCCAGAUCGGGAGAAAAUCGCAGAGCGCCUUCUACCCGGAGGACGACGACUACCUUUUUGCCGCGGGUCAGCCCGGGCUGCGCGGCCGCGCUCAGGGCACGCCGGGGGGCCCCUCCCCGGGAGCCCCGGGCCGGCGGGAGGGGGGCGCGGCGGGCGGCCCGGAGCCCAGGAGGCGGGCGAGGAAGCGGCCGCGCAGCGCGGGCGGGAGCCGGGCGCUGGCGGGCGGCGGCGGCGGCGACGGGGACAGGCUGUACUCGUCCAUGUCCAGGGCCUUCCUGCACCGGCUCUGGAGGGGGGACGUCUCGUCCAAGAUGCUCGCCCCGCGGCUGCAGAAGGCCAUGCAGGACUACCUGAGCGCCAACAAGCACGGCGUGCGCUUCCGCGGGCGGCGGGCGGCCGGGCUGAGCCGCGCCGAGCUGCUGUGCGCGCUGCGGCGCCGGGUGCGGGUGCGCACGCUGGACGGCCGGGAGGCGCCCUUCGCCGCGCUCGGCUGGCGGAAGCUGGUCCCCGCCGUGCCGCUGAGCCGGCUGCACCCGCGCGGCCUGCGGAGCUGCGCCGUGGUCAUGUCGGCCGGCGCCAUCCUCAACUCCUCCCUGGGCGAGGAGAUAGAUUCUCACGAUGCAGUUUUGAGAUUUAACUCUGCCCCUACACGCGGCUAUGAGAAAGAUGUUGGAAAUAAAACGACUGUGCGCAUCAUUAAUUCCCAGAUUCUGACCAACCCUAGCCAUCACUUCAUUGACAGUUCGUUGUAUAAAGACGUCAUUUUGGUGGCCUGGGAUCCUGCUCCUUAUUCUGCAAAUCUUAACCUGUGGUACAAGAAGCCAGAUUACAACCUGUUCACUCCAUAUGUUCAGCACCGUCAGAGAAACCCAAAUCAACCAUUUUACAUUCUUCAUCCUAAAUUUAUAUGGCAGCUUUGGGACAUUAUCCAGGAGAACACCAAGGAGAAGAUUCAGCCCAACCCACCAUCUUCUGGCUUCAUUGGCAUCCUCAUCAUGAUGUCCAUGUGCAGCGAAGUGCACGUGUACGAAUACAUCCCGUCCAUCCGGCAGACGGAGCUGUGCCACUACCACGAGCUGUACUACGACGCGGCCUGCACGCUGGGCGCCUACCACCCGUUGCUCUACGAGAAGCUGCUGGUGCAGCGGCUGAACACGGGCGCCCAGGGGGACCUACACCGCAAGGGGAAGGUGGUCCUGCCGGGGCUCCGGGCCGUGCGCUGCCCCGCGCCCAACCCCGCAGGUGCGCCCUCCUGAACCCACGCUCCGGAGAGGCCACGUGCAAUAAGGUACUACUGUCCUACCCGACGUCCGGGAGAAUACUUGAAGAUACGUGUUAGGCAGUGUAGUCUGCGCUCUUUAGACUCUAACUUAGUGGUGGCCACGAGAAUUGUUCUUUUUCUAAGCCAUUGAGUAUUUAUUACUGUUUUGAAUACAGAAAUGGAAUUUAAAAGGAAAAAAAAAAAAAGCUCAAGAAAGAUGCAAAAAAAAAAAAAAAAAAAAAGAAGAAGAAGAAGAAGAAGAAGGAAGGAAGAAGCAAACGUAUGACCAAUGGGUACUAUACCUCCAGAAACGUAAACCUUUGCUUUACUUACGCCGUAGACACCCCUUAUCUGGUUUGGUUUCAGCUACAGGUUUCAGUGAUGUACCUGAUAUUACGAAAUGGUUUAUACGCCCAUGUUGAGGUGCAGGAUCACUUAACGUGUCACUUGUACAUUCACUCAUUAUUAAAGAUCCGAGCAUUUAUGACGUGCAUCUGAAUUAUCACUCAGAUGUGUUUAUUUUAAUAGCAAAAUCCCCCACAUAUGUUGAGAGAUGUGCAUGUUGAUACACGGUUGCAUUCCUCAGCUCUGCCUCCCAUUCCCCACCCAAGCUUUGCUUUUUGUGUAUUAGGAUAGAUUUCUAUAACCAUAAAGCAUCCAUCUCAAGCAGUCCAAGAAAAAGCCAACACUGGAAUAACACUACAGUGGAGACACUUUGUUUUGCUGCAAUAUUUUAUUACUCUGGCAAGUAAAUCCAGAAUCAGGGGGCUGCAGGGUGGCCCAGGGCCAGAAUGUUCACAGCUCCAGCUUUCCUGCAUUGUACCUCCUCAGCUGCCAGUCCUUCCCACAGCCCUCACACUGUUACGCCCGUGGACCCUUGCCCCCACCCCCCCGCUAUGGGGGAGGGCUCCUUCUAGUCUAGAAGGAGGGAAUACGGAGCCUUCACUCUGUGCUUCUGGGGAUACAUGCCUGUCUCUUUCAUGGAGAUUUCUUUCAGGUCAACAUCAGCUGCUGGAAACCCAGCAGUGGUGUACUGGAUUUUCCCUAAUUCUCCCGGCAGACAGACCUUGAGGAAUCCUGUCUGUUUUCACAAAUAUAUUUUAUGUUAGCAACAUACAAGCCAUAUAGUUAAAUAAAAUUGUGUGAAAACGUUGACCUUUAACCACACAGGAAAACACUUAUAUGUUUGAGAGGCAAAGGCAGCUAGAGGGGAGGAAGUAGUCACCCCCAUACAUUAGCUAUAUUCAGAUCUGUCUUGUCUUGUUUUUAAUCUCAACUUUAAUGACUGAUACAUUGAAAAACAAUCUUUUUCUAUGAAUGUAGUGAAACAGAAACAUUUUGGAAUCCAUUAAUUAAACACAGUAUCUCACUAUAUAACCAAAACAUAUCUCAGCAGUACAGGUAAGGCUUUUUUAAUUAAAAAUGUUCUCCCUUGCAAGUGCAUGAAUGUCAGGAGAGCUUGGUGAGAAAGGUUUUUCUGUUGCAGGAUUGGUUUUUUCCUGAGUGCUCUCAAAACUCCUUUCUUGAGCAAGAAUGGUUUAGAGAAACUUACCGCUUCUAUUUGGCUAGUCUCACUCUCCAGAAAUGGGGUUGGGCAAUAGGCAUCUCCCCUGUCUUAUUAUAAUAGUGAAGCAGAGGAGUAAUUGAGCAGUUUCCUUCAUGACAGCAUCCACUAAAAGCCCAUUUUGUGAGCUUUCUUCCCAGAUCUCUGAAAAGAAAUCAGUAAUCUUAUCCUACACAUGAGCUUAUAUGUGAGCUGACAUGGUCAAGCCAUUUUUCUCUCUGAUUUCCUGAAAGAACUUUGUCUUGUCUCCAUGUGUAGUGAGUAAGGAGUUCAGUGACUGGAGGCUUGUAACGUAGCUCUGAUCAUGCUGAGCAGUCCUCCCAUGGCCUUUCUUCUCCCUGGACCUUCCAGACUCUGCCUUCAAAUGUCCAUGACAUUUCAUAGUCUUCCCAGUGGAUUUCCUUCUGACCUCAUUACCCAGGACAACUCCCUUUGGUGACAUAAGAGCUUGAUUAGAGGAAAAUUCAUUGGAGGUCCAUAUAAAUAUUCAAGUUCAAAAGCCCCAGAAAACACUUUAGAGAUUUUUUUUUUUUUUUUACUUUAGAGAUUUUUAAGUAGCAUUUUGUUGUAACGUGUAUACUUUUAAAAAGUCCUUUCAGUCUCACUGAGGUUACAAGAAAGACUGAAGAGCAUAAAGGAAAUUUAAUUAAAAUUUUUUGAAUUUAUUAUGGCCUUAAAGACUCUUGGGAAUCAGGGUCUGUUAAGCAUUCAGAAAAUGUGGUACACAUAUUAAUAUAGUGUGGCUGGGCAGUCUUCUCUUUGAGAGAGUUUAAAUUCUUUUGCCUUCCAAAAAUAUCAGGCAGUUAUCGUUAACAUGAUGACUGCAUCUAGUAUUAGCUAAAUUGGUCCUAAGUGGCAGUAUUUUGCCAGACAAUGAUUAAGACCUUCUAAGGCUACAUUUAUGGAAUUGCAGUAAACACACAGCUCUUCCAUGGAGUGGAUAACAAUGAAUGCUGUCCUAGUACAUUUGUCGCAGGCUCUGUCCCUCACUGAACGCUCCAUCCGCUUCUGGAAGGGAUACUGAUAAAAACCCUAACGUGCAACCUGAAGCCAUUAGGUGUCCUUCUUGCACGCAGAAGACUAGCAAAGGUCACAUUGCUUUACAAUUCAAGGUAAUUUCACUCCAUCGUUUGUUGUAGUGGUGGCUAUUAUCACAAAGAUACCAAUGUUGACCAAGAAGGACAACUCAUCUUUAUGUAGGUUCUCACUGACUAGUUUCCCUGGUCCCUCUACUAGGUAUGAGGGUGGGGUUCAGUAGGUGUCCAAUGGUCCCCAGGCCCCAGGGAAUACCAGUGUUGGCCCUGUGUACCUCACCUUCCCCACUAAGUCCUUACAGAGCUGCUUUUAUCAGGAACUUCAUGCCUCGGUCACAAGGUGGUCAAUUAAAGUUGCAUAUAUGCAUCAUGCAACAUCAAGGACAUGUAUUAAGCCAAGUGAGGGACUUUUGCACAUGUUUCAAUUACUGAGUCUUUCCUUUCUGCCUGGAUGCAGAGCUCCGGGAGCCCUGCUUCAGUCACGGCACUUCGAGUGUCUCAUGCCCUAGGUCUCUGAGCCAGACAUUUAAUCAAUCCUGAACUCACCAGUCAUCAUCUGUCAUUGUAGCCAUAGCGUCUGGACAAAACGGUUCUGAAAUAAUCGUUAGUAUUUUCAAAAUUGGGAAAUGAAAGUAACUGUUUAAAGCCACCAUGGGGUUGCUCCAUUACGUGUUUAUGAGCCAGUUCACUCUAGUGGAACAGAUUAAUACCUUAUGUUGUUGGCUGACCCUUCCGGGCAGGAACACUUACAUCCACUGAAUUAAUUAGGUCCUGUUUGGCUGCAUUAAGUGGGAUCAGUCUCAUGUGAGUAAUGGCAUAUGAUGGAAGCAUUUUCUAGGCACAAAUGACAUGAUUACAGCUCUCUCUCCAGCCUUUCUUAGAGAUCGACACACAGUGCGUGUUUGAGGUUGGUGGACAAAGUGACCUGGUCCCAUUUCUGCUUAGCUAUGGGAAGAGACAGAGAGAGGAACAUGGGGAAUUCUCAAGAAAUCCGUGACAGGCCAAACAGUCUCUAUGUCUUGUAUUAUCUGAUUUGACUUUCCACUUUCUGAUAGGUUUGAGCUCUUGCUCAGUUGUUAAUAGCCAAUGAAGGCAGCUGCAUUUAGAAAUUGAUCACUUAGGUAAAAUGUGCCUGAGUUCAGACUUGGUUUUUCUUUUUUAUAUUCUGGACAUCUCCAUUGCAAAAAUACUCUGCAUGUUCUUGUCACUUGGGCAUUAUUUACGCAAUUGGUAAAUGAAAGGUAUCUCUCUGUGAAUUCAAGGAUAAAAUGUAAGUUCUGAUUCUUGUUUUAUUAAAUGAAUGAAGCCUUUUAGCAAGAAAUAAUAAUCCAGAAUACUCCUCCUACAGGCUUGGAAUGAUAGAAUUUAAAGAAUUAAAGACAUUGCUAUAGUUCUUACUUUUGUUAUAAAAGUGUGCAUGUAGAUAUAGUUAUAUAAUUGUAUAUAUACAUAUCUACACACAUGGUUGGUUUUAUAUUGUCUUUUUUCAUCAAACUUUAUUCCUGAAACCUUUACAAUAAAUUUUAUUUUAAUUAUGCAAGUGCCAGUUUUUUAAUAGAAGAAAACAAAUGAUAUAUGUCCUUCUAUUUAAAAAAAAAAAUCAGUCUUCCAACACACUGAUAUUCUAACACACCCUGGACAUGUUUUAAAGUAUGGCA